Molecule: messenger RNA, 3199 nt
Organism: Sinocyclocheilus rhinocerous
Lineage: Eukaryota; Metazoa; Chordata; Actinopteri; Cypriniformes; Cyprinidae
Product: ribosomal protein S6 kinase alpha-2-like
Exons: 21
Coding region: 254-2455 (733 amino acids)
Biological process (GO): intracellular signal transduction; protein phosphorylation
Molecular function (GO): ATP binding; magnesium ion binding; protein serine/threonine kinase activity
Source: RefSeq, a predicted model, not a curated record
GAGGACAGCUCCCGUCAUCUCUGCCGUGCUACAACCGAACUGGCGAGCCCGCGCGAGUGGGACGGGUCAGCGUCCGCAAAUGUCCCCGAACCUGCAGGUUUGGCUCUGUCAUGGCCUCCACACCCCCUCAUAAGUGAGCAUUAUGGAUUAGUGGAGGGGAGGCGACUGUAAAUCCCCACUGUUGUGCUGAUCUGGAUUUAAACGCUGGACAGAUAAAUUGUCAUUUGAAGAUAGUAGCAGGCGAGCCGGGACAAUGGAUACGAACAUGCGCAAAUUUACGGUGAGAAGAUGGUUUUCCGUGUACCUGCGCGGAAAGUCGCGGUCCAAAAGCUCGAGUUUAUGCAAACUAGAGGAUGACAGCAUCUUAAAGGAGUUUGAUAUCAGCCAUCAUGUGAAAGAGGGCUUUGAGAAAGCAGACCCGUCACAGUUCGAGCUGCUCAAGGUGUUGGGUCAGGGCUCCUACGGAAAGGUGUUCUUGGUGAGAAAAAUCAGAGGUUCAGAUACAGGACAACUCUAUGCCAUGAAGGUCUUGAAGAAAGCAACACUAAAAGUGCGGGACAGAGUGAGAUCGAAAAUGGAGCGAGACAUUCUCGCAGAAGUGAAUCAUCCCUUCAUUGUCAAACUCCACUAUGCCUUUCAGACAGAAGGAAAGCUGUACCUAAUAUUGGACUUUCUCAGAGGGGGAGAUCUUUUCACACGCCUAUCCAAAGAGGUAAUGUUUACCGAGGAAGAUGUGAAGUUCUAUUUGGCUGAGCUGGCCUUGGCUUUGGAUCAUCUUCAUAGUCUGGGCAUCAUCUACCGUGAUCUUAAACCAGAGAACAUUCUCCUUGAUGAAGAAGGCCACAUAAAGAUCACAGAUUUUGGCCUGAGCAAAGAGGCAAUCGACCAUGACAAACGAGCGUACUCCUUCUGCGGGACCAUCGAGUACAUGGCCCCAGAGGUGGUCAAUAGACGAGGUCACACUCAAAGUGCUGACUGGUGGUCCUUCGGCAUCUUAAUGUUUGAAAUGCUGACUGGAUCCCUGCCAUUUCAAGGCAAAGACCGCAAAGAGACAAUGGCACUUAUUCUCAAGGCAAAACUCGGCAUGCCGCAGUUCCUCAGCCCAGAAGUCCAGAGUUUACUGCGGGCUCUUUUCAAAAGAAACCCUUCCAAUAGAUUAGGCGCAGGACCUGAUGGAGUGGAAGAAAUCAAGCGGCAUAAAUUUUUCGCAACAAUAGACUGGAAUAAAUUGUACAGACGAGAAAUCAAGCCUCCGUUCAAACCAGCAGUGGGCCGACCAGAGGACACAUUCCAUUUUGAUCCUGAGUUUACGUCCCGCACGCCGACAGACUCACCCGGAGUUCCAGCCAGCGCUAACGCACACCAGCUCUUCCGCGGCUUCAGCUUUGUGGCCUCUAACCUGGAUGAAGAACAGCCACUGGCCGAGACCAAGCAAAAUUCUGUUAACCCCAUUGUAAGGCAACUUCAUGGCAACAACAUUCAUUUCACUGACGGCUAUGAGUUGAAGGAGGAUAUCGGCAUUGGAGCGUAUUCGGUCUGCAAACGUUGUGUCCACAGAAUCACCAGUGUGGAGUAUGCUGUCAAAAUUAUUGACAGAGCCAAGAAGGACCCGUCUGAAGAGAUCGAGAUUCUUCUGAGAUACGGCCAGCACCCAAACAUCAUUACUCUGAAAGAUGUCUAUGAUGACGGCAAGUUUGUGUAUCUGGUGAUGGAGCUGAUGAGAGGAGGAGAGCUGCUGGACCGGAUCCUGCGGCAGAAGUGCUUCUCAGAGCGCGAGGCCUCAGCUGUGCUCUGCACCAUCACCAAGACUGUGGAGUAUCUGCAUUCGCAGGGGGUUGUGCAUCGAGACUUGAAGCCCAGUAACAUCCUGUAUGUCGAUGAAACAGGCGACCCAGAGUCCAUCAGAAUAUGUGAUUUUGGGUUUGCCAAACAGUUAAGGGCUGAAAAUGGUCUGCUCAUGACACCGUGCUACACUGCAAACUUUGUGGCCCCAGAGGUCCUGAAGAAACAGGGAUAUGAUGCCGCCUGUGAUAUCUGGAGCCUGGGAAUCUUACUGUACACCAUGCUGGCAGGUUUCACACCCUUCGCUAACGGCCCUGACGACACACCAGAAGAGAUCUUGGCUCGCAUUGGCAGUGGGAAAUUUGCCCUGUCAGGAGGCAACUGGGACACGGUGUCUGAGGCAGCCAAGGACAUUGUAACUAAAAUGCUGCAUGUGGACCCCCAUCAGCGGCUGACGGCACCUCUUGUUCUCAGACAUUCCUGGAUAGUGAACCAUGAUCAGUUAUCUCAGAGCCAGCUGAUCAGACAAGAUGUGCAACUGGUGAAGGGGGCGAUGGCUGCCACAUACUCCGCUUUGAAUCGGUCACCUCAGGCCCCAAAACUGGAGCCAGUGCUUUCUUCCUGUCUGGCUCAGAGAAGAGGCAUGAAAAGACUCACAUCCACUCGUCUAUAGCACUCCAGCCAGACACAUGAGCUUCUACAGCUUUAAGAAAUGUCAGAGCGCGCAGGCUUCGGACAAGGCACCAGGCGACCGCCAAAGCAUCCGGAGCAGAGUGGAAAAAUUUGAUUGACCACAGAGUGUCAGAGCAAUCUCCAAAGAGUGAAAAAUGAUCUGCCAAGUGUCUCUGCUGAUGUCAAGAGAUCGAUGAGGGCCAGAUGCAAACAUCACGGCUGUCAGGGCUCAAAAACAGCUCUUUCAGAGCGUGACGCAGGGUUUGUGUGUGUGUGUGUGUGUGUGCACCCCUGUGAAUUUCAGGUGUGUGCAUCUUGAAGUGUUUAGUUUUAAUGGUGCAUAACAAAGAUCGCAGUUAUUGUUCCCAAACUGUGUGCAGUCGGUUGCAAAGCCAGUCGUUCAUAAAAGUUGCUACUACUUGCUGCAGACACUUCAGUUAGAGCCAUGUAGAAGUUAGUAGAAGAUGCUUUGGUCUAUCAUGGUGACAGUGCUGCACCUUAAGCUAUGUGCCAGCAUCUUUUGAACAUGCAUGCCAUGUACAGUAUGUAUUUUUAUGACAAACUAAUGGUUCUAACAUGCUAGUGAAAGCACAAAGAGCAUUGUUCAUGUUGUUUUUGGUUUACUAGUAACCUUCUUUAAUGUCCCAGUUUUACUCUGUUUUGUCUGAUUUCAUUGGUCUUAUGUAAUGCUGAGGCUACACAAAACAGCUGUUUUUAAUUCUGUUUUUUUUUUCAUCUUGCGUAU